Messenger RNA from Saccharomyces eubayanus, 147 nucleotides. It is a transcript of the gene RPS9B, whose product is annotated as 40S ribosomal protein uS4 RPS9B. Bases 1 to 147 code for a protein of 48 amino acids. The record is from RefSeq and is a predicted model, not a curated record. The transcript has a single exon. Lineage: Eukaryota; Fungi; Ascomycota; Saccharomycetes; Saccharomycetales; Saccharomycetaceae.
AUGGUCAGAUUGGACUCUGAAAAGCAUGUCGACUUUGCCCCAACUUCUCCAUUUGGUGGUGCUAGACCAGGUAGAGUUGCUAGAAGAAACGCCGCCAGAAAGGCCGAAUCUUCCGGUGAAGCUGCUGAAGAAGCUGACGAAGAAUAA